Molecule: messenger RNA, 2613 nt
Organism: Malassezia vespertilionis
Lineage: Eukaryota; Fungi; Basidiomycota; Malasseziomycetes; Malasseziales; Malasseziaceae
Gene: VTC4
Product: vacuolar transporter chaperone
Exons: 2
Coding region: 1-2613 (870 amino acids)
Cellular component (GO): vacuolar transporter chaperone complex; fungal-type vacuole membrane
Source: RefSeq, a predicted model, not a curated record
AUGAAAUUCGGAAGGACCAUCAAAACAUCUUUGUAUCCGGAAUGGUCGGAGGCGUACCUGCAGUAUUCUGACCUCAAGAAAGAGAUCAAGCGCUGCAUGGCGGAGAACCAUGGCGUUUGGUCGGACAAAGAUGAGGACGAGUUUGUUAAGGAGCUCAGCAAAGAGCUCGACAAGGUGUACUCGUUCCAAAAAUCAAAGGUGGGCGAGAUUAUGGGCCGCAUCGAGCACGUAAACCAAGGCGUUCAGCAGCUGCUCUCGCUCAAGAACAGCCACGCAUCGGAUGCGUCGCUUGGCCACGCCUCUACCAGUGCAUCUGGCCAUCCACCACAUCAUCACACGCAGUCUUCUGGCGAGCAGGAAGGCGUGCAUCGCGAGAUGAUGUAUCAAGCACACCAUAACGCCGGCUCCGAUGACGAGUUCGACAGCGACAGCGAGGCAGGCGACGUUUUGGAAGAGCGUUUCCUCGACCUUGAGGAGCAACUUGCGAGCGUAAUUGCUGAUGUGCAUGACCUUGCGCUUUUCACCAAGCUCAAUUACACAGGCUUUCUCAAGAUAGUCAAGAAGCACGACAAGCAGACGGGCCGUUUGCUGCGCAAGGAGUUUGUGCAGCACUAUUUGAACACGCGCCCCUUCUACAAGGAGAACUACGAUGCGCUUAUUAUCAAGCUCUCGAAGCUGUUUGAUAUCGUACAUACGCGCGGCAGCCCCGUGCAAGGCGAUGCUAGUGCCGGCGGCUCUCAGAGCGCCUUUGUCCGCCAAACGACCAAGUACUGGGUCCACCCCGACAAUAUUGUCCCUCUCAAGCUCUUUAUUCUCAAGCAUCUUCCUGUGCUUGUGUUUAACGACGAGAAAGAGUACCAACGAGAGGACAGUGCAAUUACUUCGAUCUACUACGACAACGAGGAUCUCGAGCUCUACCUGGGCCGUCUGGAAAAGACGGAAGGCGCCGAGGCGAUUCGUCUUCGCUGGUAUGGUGGUAUGGACAACAAGACUAUCUUUGUGGAGCGCAAGACGCACCGCGAAGACUGGACUGGCGAAAAGAGUGUCAAGGCGCGUUUUCCCAUUAAGGAAGAGUUUGUCAACUCCUAUAUGAGCGGCGAGCACACCAUGGACAAAACCUUUGAUGAUCUCUGCAAGAAAGGCAAAAAGACCGAAAAGGAAAUUGAGCCAAUGCUGCAGCUCGCGAACGAGGUCCAAUAUGCGGUCGUCACUCGCCAACUUGUUCCCGUCAUGCGCUCAUUUUACAAUCGCACGGCUUUCCAGCUCCCCGGCGAUGCGCGCGUUCGUAUCUCGCUCGACACUGAACUCACUCUUGUUCGUGAGGACAACUGGGACGGUGUGCAGCGCGCCGGCAACAAUUGGCGUCGUAUGGACAUUGGCAUUGAUUAUCCCUUUGACCAGCUUCCCGCUGGUGACGCCGAGCGCUUCCCCUACGGUGUGCUCGAAGUCAAGCUGCAGACCCAGAUGGGCCAAGAGCCCCCCAAGUGGGUUCGCCAGCUCGUCUCUAGCCACUUGGUUGAGGCCGUGCCUAAGUUCUCCAAGUUUAUACACGGUUGUGCGACGCUCUUGUCGAACCGGGUCGAUCUCGUGCCCUUUUGGCUGCCGCAGAUGGACAUUGAUAUCCGUAAGCCCGUGUCGAUGGAUUUGGCGCUUGACCGACCCCACCACAGCUCGGGCAAGUCGGACACGAGCAGCGGCAAGCUCCAGCCAUACAACGAGCCCGAAUCUGAGGACGAGUUUGAAGGCAACGACGAUCACGUCAACAAGUCGCACAUUGCAGAUGCACAGCGCGAGGCAGAGAAUGUCGGACUUUCUACGUUUGACCCGCGGAUCAAGGAGAUUCGCGCUGCUCGCGAAAAAUACCUUGUUGAGCACCGCAAAGAGUCCGAAGGGGCGCAAAGCGAAGCGUCCAAAGCACCCACUGCAGCCACCACACGUCACACGCAGUUGCCAACUCACGCCGCGCCCACGCGCCAGGAUAUAUUGUCGCCCUCCAAUGUGUUUGACAAAAAUUACCUGGACCGUUUCGGCCUCAAAAACAUUUCGCGUCUUUGGCACAGCGGACGCACGGAGAAUGAGGGCCAGGAGCAGGACCCAGAGCAAGAGCAAGAAGACGAAGAUGAGCGUGCCAUUCGUGCUCUCCAAGGCCGCGACGAAGAAGAACCGCGCGGGACAGGCGGACAGCCUCCUACAGGCGUCGAAUACGUCACCAACCUUCAUGCCGAGUCCGGCAAGCGCGUUUCAGUCCCUAUCCGUGUGGAACCCAAGGUGUACUUUGCGAAUGAGCGCACCUUUUUAAAGUGGCUUGAGUUUAGUGUGAUGCUUGCUUCGAUUGCCACCGGUCUGCUGAACUUUCAGCACGUUGGCGACCGUGCCGGGCUUGUCACCAGCGCGCUUUUUACCCUUAUUGCCCUCUUUGCCGUCGCCUACUCUGGCGUGUUGUACGUAUGGCGCGCGCUCAAGAUCCGCGAGCGUAGCUCCUCGAACGUCUACUCGGACGCGUAUGGCCCUACAUUUAUUUGCUUUGCCCUGCUUGCCGUCACUCUAGUCAACUUUCUGAUGCGCUACUGGGAAGCACCCCACCUGCGUCUCCUCCGCGGCGUCCUCAAUUAG